This is a messenger RNA of Sinocyclocheilus rhinocerous, 2923 nucleotides long. RefSeq names its product low-density lipoprotein receptor-related protein 8-like. NCBI's taxonomy places the organism in Eukaryota, Metazoa, Chordata, Actinopteri, Cypriniformes, Cyprinidae. The coding region runs from base 13 to 2628 and encodes 871 amino acids. The transcript is spliced from 17 exons. The record is from RefSeq and is a predicted model, not a curated record. Gene Ontology annotation, biological process: receptor-mediated endocytosis. Gene Ontology annotation, molecular function: protein binding; hormone binding. Gene Ontology annotation, cellular component: plasma membrane; apical plasma membrane; signaling receptor complex.
CCCGUUUCGGAAAUGUGGGCAGAAAUUGGGAAAUUAGUAUUUUUGCAUUUUUUAGUGUCGGAAUUAUACUCGGCAAAAGGCGCUGACACGGAGUGCGAGGAUGGACAGUUUCAGUGCAACAAUAAGAGAUGUAUUCCCACCAUAUGGAGAUGCGAUGAUGAUGAUGACUGCUCCGACAACAGCGAUGAGGAGAACUGCCUGAAGAACACAUGCGCUCCCUCAGAGUUUGCGUGUGCGAACGGUCAGUGUGUUCCUGGGCGUUGGCGAUGUGACGGAGAACCCGAGUGUCCGGACGGAUCGGAUGAGGCGGAUGCCACCUGCACAGUCAAACAGACGUGUCCACCAGAGAAAUUUGACUGCGGAGGGAAGUGUGUGUCACUGUCCUGGCGGUGUGACGGAGAAAGAGACUGUGAAAACGGUGAAGAUGAAGCGGACUGUGCAGCAGAUGCCAGGUCCUGCUCAGCGGGGGAGUUCCAGUGUCGUAACCAUAAAUGUUUAGCACCGGUCUAUGUGUGUGAUGGCGAUGAUGACUGUGGAGACAGCAGCGAUGAGGAAAAGUGCUCUCCGCCCACCUGUGGGCCGCACGAGUUUCGCUGUAACAGCUCCGAGUGUGUGCCACAGCCCUGGACCUGCGACGGUGACCCUGACUGCGCUGACGGCUCUGAUGAGUGGGCGGGGCGAUGUGGGGGCGGGUCUGGACGCCCAGCUCCGCCCCCUACCCGGAGACUGCAGUGCGGUGCUGGAGAAUUUCGUUGCAGCAGUGGGGAGUGUGUGAAACUUUCCUGGAGGUGCGACAGGGACCCUGACUGCAAGGACAAGUCAGAUGAGGCAGACUGCCCUCUGCUCACAUGCCGGCCUGAUGAGUUCCAGUGUGGAGACGGAUCCUGCAUCCAUGGCAUCAAACAGUGCAACAAAAUACAUGACUGCCUCGACAAAAGCGACGAGGCUGGCUGUGUCAAUGCCACAAAGUGUGAAGGACCUCUGAAGUUCCUCUGCAGGAAUGGGGAAUGCAUAGACGGGAGCAAGGUGUGUGACAACGUGAAGGACUGCAAGGAUCGGUCAGACGAACCCAAGAAGGAGUGCAGUAAGAAAACUAUUUUACAAGGAAGCGACAACGGAAAAAGCCCUUACCUGAUGUUCACAAACAGGCACGAGAUCAGACGCAUUGACCUGGUGAAGAGGGACUACACACAGGUGGUUCCUACUCAGAAGAACGCAGUGGCCAUUGAUAUCGACGUUGUUGCCAACCGCAUGUACUGGUGUGACCGUUUCCAGCACAAAAUAUACAGUGCUUACAUCCACGAGGCGAGCGACCCGUCUCGACACGUUACUCUGAUCGACUCCGAUCUGCAUUCCCCUGAGGGUCUGGCACUGGACUGGGUCCAACACAACCUCUACUGGACCGACUCAGGUGACAGAACCAUCUCCGUGGCUUCAGUGGAUGGCAGCAGGAGACGCGUGCUGAUCAGCACCGAUCUGAGCGAACCACGGGCCAUCGCUGUGGAUCCAGAGAGAGGGUUCAUGUAUUGGUCUGACUGGGGCAUCAGGGCCAGGAUUGAGAAGGCUGGCAUGAACGGUGUAGAUCGACAGGUGUUGGUGUCUGAGGACAUUGAGUGGCCCAAUGGAAUCACACUCGAUGUGGUUGGUAAGCGCUUGUACUGGGUGGACUCAAAACUGCACCUGAUCUGCAGCGUGGAUUUAAACGGGGCCCAUCGCAGAGUCAUCCUGUCCUCCAGAGGGAGACUCGGCCAUCCGUAUGCCCUCGCUGUGUUUGAGGAUCGCGUGUACUGGACAGACCGUGAGAAGGAGGCCGUCUACAGCGCAAACAGACUCACAGGACAAGAUGUGACCAGUCUUGCCGAGCACCUCAAUGACCCUCAUGAUAUAGUGGUUUUUCACGAGCUGAGCCAGCCUAAUGAGAACACAUCUCCACUGAUGGAUGAGGAGCUCAGCCCUGACACACGCCAAUGUGUACUCGUGCAAAAUGAGACUGGCGUCACACCUACUGCCCCCAUCAACUUCACCAUGGAGACAGGGGCUGGCCGGGCACCAGAGUCCCCUGCAGCAAUGACAUCUCAGUCCGACAGUAUGGCUGAAACCACUCUCUCAUCACUCCUCACCUCCAGUCUAGAGGAACCGGCCGUCUCCUCUAAUACUACAGCAGAGCACAGUCCUACACAAGCGUCCAGCACCACACCAGACAGCCUGAGCAACCUGUCUCAUCACUCUGGCAAUGAGUUGUUUCUCCUUGGCCGUAAUCUGACAGUGGCAGUGCUUGGAGUUGUAAUUCCCAUAGUUCCUAUUGUUGCCACAGUGGUCUUUGGAGUGGUGUGUGCCGGCGUUUACCUCGUUUACCGCAACUGGAGGAGGAACAGCACCAAAAGCAUGAACUUCGACAACCCCGUCUACCGCAAAACCACAGGAGAGACGGAGGAGGAUGAGAUUCACAUCGGACGGACUGACAGGCUCGCUGGCCAUCACCACCCUUACCCUGGGCCCGUGGUCAGCAUGACACCAGUCGGCACAGGGACGUGCCCGCCAUUCAUCGCUCUGCCUCUGGGGACCGGUUUACCAGACCCUGCCACACACUGGUACACAGAGCAGCCCACCAUCUCUAGUACUAAGUGAAAGGGAGGACGACUCUGGAAAUACUGUGACCGCAGGGAGCAGGACUGACACGUGGCUGCCAAGCUAUGCAGGAACUGAAUGGCAUUUAGUGAGCUGAAUCAUUCUUAACAUGCCCAGGUUUAGAAGUCUGCUGGAGUGCAAACGCUGGAUUGAUUACUAAACAAAAGGUUUAGACAUUUCAGACCCAUAUUCAUUUGAUCCAUUUUAAGCAUAAUUUUAUUGCUGGUUGGAACCACCAGGGCAAGCCUUUUCAGACCUGCAUUAUUUAUAUUUAUCUUAUAAUCACAGACAAAUC